UUUUACCAAAUUAGAUUGAGUAAGGAGACAGCCUAGCCUCUUUGAUGAUCAUGUGAUAAAGCAGACUGAUGUAGCAUCUUAGGGUUGGCAGAAUGGUUCCUUCAACAUGACCAGGUUAUACAGCCUUGUUUUAGAACCUACCCCAAGGUCACGGCUAGGAAGGUUGAGUAUGUGCUGAUACAGAGUCCACCAGCGAUGUCUCUGGUACUGACGGUGAGUUAGAAGGAAGGGAAGCUCCCUCCCCACAGACACCUCCCCAUCACUACUGAAGGAGAGAUUGUAGAGAAAGAAACACCUAAAGAAGAUCAUUUGAACUUUGGUAUCUUAGCUCUGUGUGAAGAUCACAGGUACCUCUUAUGAAUAAUGAGCUUAAAUCUGCUCUGCCUGUGUAUAAAGGAGAAUUGACUGGCGAAAAGAAAUCGUAUUCAUUGUCGCUAUUUUCCAGAAAUUACCAAGGCAGUGACCAAGUGGAGACCAGGGUCCUUCAGUCUGGUUCCCUUGGAGCCAACUGAGAUUGUCCCACCACAUCCCUGAAUAAGCCUUGUGGCAAUGUUCUUAAAUUAAACAACUCAAAUCAUCCUAAGACAUUUUAUCAGAUCAGUUUAGUCUCUGUCAGACACAUGAGGGAAACUGGUGCAAACAAGGAUUAGGUAGUGAAUCUGCCCUGGACUUCUAGCUCCCUGGCUGCCAGAACCCAUUCCAUCUCCCAGUGCUGUUGUGUUGGAUGCCCUUGCUUUCCCUUUUGGAUUUAGCUUCCCCAGCUUCCAGAGGCCUGGCCUGUGCUCUCCUACGUCUAGAAGGGCUCCAUCUAUCCUCUUUACCUUCAGAAUCUUCUUUGUCUAGUUCCUAAAUUGUUGGCAUGACAACAUUCUGUCCUGAGCUUAGCAGCUCCAGAGAGCACCUGUGGGAGCCUCAGUACCCCUUGCCCCAGCCUCCAGCCCCUUCCCUCUCCCCAAGCUCAGAUCAUGAACAUGAAGAGAACAAGUGGUAGCAUUGACUUGAGGAACCUCAAGAAGGCGGUGAAAGCCCUGAGCAAAGCAGCCACACAUUUCAACAAAAAUGAAAUGGAAUGUCUUGUGAAACUGUUUUACUCAUUUAUGGAAAAGGGAUAUGAACAAGAUACCCGAGGCGGCUUGGAGCGUAAUGAGUUUAGAAACGUCCUACAUACUGUAUUUGGAAUGACUGAUGACAUGCUUAUGAACAGGGUGUUUGGUGCAUUUGACAAAGACAAUGAUAAUCACAUUAGUACAACUGAGUGGGUUGAAGGAUUAUCCAUAUUUCUCCGAGGAACUUUUGAAGAAAAAUUGAAAUACUGUUACCGAGUUUAUUACUUGAAUGGGGAUGGAUACAUUUCCCAAGAUGAAAUGUAUGAUAUGCUGAAGAACAGUCUCCUCAAACAUUCAAUUGAAGAAGAGCCAGAUGAAGGAAUAAAAGAGUUAGUAGAAAUAACACUGAAGAAAAUGGAUUAUGAUAAUGAUGGGAAACUGUCUUAUGAAGACUUUGAACAAGCUGUAAAAAAGGAUCAUCUUUUGAUGGAAGUGUUUGGUCCAUGUUUACCAGGAACUGAGAAAUGUCUUGAAUUUGAAACUCUGAUAUUCAAAGGCAGAAACACUUAAUUUCAACUUUGAACAGCUAGACCCUGGGCAAACGCAAAUGCAAAUACAAAAAAAAAAAAAAAAAA
Sarcophilus harrisii (Tasmanian devil) is the source of this 1681-nucleotide messenger RNA. RefSeq names its product EF-hand calcium-binding domain-containing protein 1-like. The transcript is spliced from 6 exons. NCBI's taxonomy places the organism in Eukaryota, Metazoa, Chordata, Mammalia, Dasyuromorphia, Dasyuridae. The record is from RefSeq and is a predicted model, not a curated record. The coding region runs from base 966 to 1616 and encodes 216 amino acids. Gene Ontology annotation, molecular function: calcium ion binding.